Molecule: messenger RNA, 2788 nt
Organism: Thlaspi arvense
Lineage: Eukaryota; Viridiplantae; Streptophyta; Magnoliopsida; Brassicales; Brassicaceae
Source: the annotation of a GenBank genome assembly
AUGAUAAAGAGACAGAUACAAAGACAAAGACAGAAACAAAAAACAGACACUUUUUUAAAGUCGGCGGUAAAAAUGGAGAGAAGAAACGAGGGGACAACGACGACGAUGAUGAUGAUGAAGAAGUCGAAGUGGCAGUACCCACAAGUGGGCCCUCCGGCGCCGAGGAUUCUUCAGUUGCCACGUAGGCAUAGUGUUCGACGAAAUUCCGCAAAGGGUAAGUCAACACCAUCUUCUUCUUCGUCUCAGAAGGAUCAGAGAGUGAAACUUGAGGUUCUGUUUCACCAAGAGAGGUCGUUCGAUCGUGGGACAUCUCCGGUUGUGAUAAUAAAUGAUGAGGAGAAUGAAGGAAGAAGAAGAGGGAAAGUUGCUGAUGGUAGAGAGAUUGGUGUGUCGGUUGAUGAAGUUGAGGAAGCCAAGUGGAGGUUUCAGGCGGAGAUGUUGAGAUCAGAGUGUAAUUUGCUAAGAAUAGAAAAAGAUAUUGCUUUGAAGAAGAUGGAGAGGAGGAAGAAGCGAAUGGAGAGGACGCUUAGAUCUGCUGUUCAUACCCUUCUCUCUGGGAAACAGAGAAUCUCAGAAGGGAAGAAAGAGAGCAAGGUUUUGGAAGAUGAGAUUAGCUAUUUGAUUGAGAAACUGAAUGAGUUAAAGUCUCCUCCAAAGGUUAAAGACAUGGAAGCUAGAAACUGCAGACAGAAUUUUGACAGGCAAGCUUCUGUUUUAAGAAGAGAGCUGGAGAAGUUCGACGAAGAGGUUUGUGUUAACGGGAUUCGAAAAAUGGCAGAGGCUAGCUUCUUGGUGAAUCCCAACACUUUAAUAACCGAUCACAAUGUUCUUAGGAGCAAUAACGGCAAUAUAGAUACAUUGAGCAAUAAGAUGGAGGCGCUGUCGAAAGGGGUUUUGUUGGAAAGAAUGGAGAAAGAAUAUGGAUCGGUUCUCUCCAAAGCCAUUGAUCAUCAAGAUGCAUCUGAACAAGACAUGUAUUAUAGUAAGACAAUUAAAGCGCAUGAGGAAAAGAAAGAUUGUUCUAGACAGUGCAAAGCAGUUAUGAGGAAGAUCGCAGAUGAAGUAAGAGCAGAAGCAGAGCAAUGGUCACAAAUGCAAGAAAUGUUGUGUCAAGUGAGAAAUGAAAUGGAAGAGCUUCAGUCUUGUCGUGAUUUUUGGCAAAACCGUGCUCUUGAAUCAGAUUCUCAGAUACAAAAUCUACAUUCCUCGGUUGAAGGAUGGAGACGAAAGGCGUUAUCAUCAGAAGCAAAGUUGAAAAACCUACAAGCAGAGGUUUUCGGAUUACAUGAAAAGAUCGAAAGAUUGAAGAAGGAUCAUAAGUUAGAACCAGAGAAGAGCAACAAAUUGCCAUCAGAGUCAGAGAAGAGGGUAUUGAUUUGUAGGUUGAAAGAGAACCGACAUAGCAACAAUGGAGAUUGGUCUAAGUACAGUGAAGGAAGAACAACAAAACCGUCUUGCUCAAGACCGGCUUUAAGGGAAAUCAAGAACGUUUCAGUUACUUCAAGGCAGAGAAACUCCAGUGUCAUGAAAAUAUCUGAAAGAAGAAUGAGCAGCGAAGAAGAGAAGACGGUGUGUGUAACAGGAGCUUCAGGCUACAUUGCUUCAUGGAUCGUUAAACUUCUUCUUCUCCGUGGCUACACCGUUAAAGCCUCUGUUCGCGAUCCAAAUGAUCCGAGGAAAACAGAGCAUUUGCUUGCAUUGGAAGGUGCAGAGGAAAGGCUUAAAUUGUUCAAAGCAAACUUGUUAGAAGAAGGCUCUUUCGAUUCAGCAAUCGAUGGUUGCGAAGGAGUUUUCCACACCGCAUCACCAUUCUAUCACGACGUCAAGGACCCUCAGGCUGAGUUACUGGAUCCAGCAGUGAAAGGAACAAUCAAUGUUCUAAGCUCUUGCUUGAAGACUUCCUCUAUUAAGAGAGUCGUCUUAACCUCAUCUAUUGCAGCUGUUGCUUUCAAUGGAAUGCCUCGAACACCCGAAACCGUAGUUGAUGAAUCUUGGUUCGCUGAUCCUGAAUAUUGCAGAGCUUCCAAGCUAUGGUAUGUACUCUCGAAGACGUUAGCUGAAAACGCAGCGUGGAAGUUUGCGAAAGAGAAAGAUUUACAGCUUGUCUCGAUAAAUCCAGCAAUGGUGAUUGGUCCUCUCUUACAACCAACACUUAACACUAGUGCUGCUGCAGUGCUAAGCUUGAUCAAAGGAGCACAGACAUUUCCUAAUGCCACAUUCGGGUGGGUCAACGUUAAAGAUGUAGCGAGCGCUCACAUUCAAGCUUUUGAGAAUCCAAGUGCUAAUGGAAGAUACUGUUUAGUGGAGAGAGUUGCUCAUUACUCUGAAGUUGUUAACAUCUUGCAUGAUCUUUACCCUGAUUUUCAACUCCCUGAGAGGUGUGCAGAUGAAAAGGUAUAUAUUCCAACAUAUAAAGUGUCUAAAGAGAAAGCAGAGUCCCUUGGGGUUGAGUUUGUGCCAUUGGAGGUUAGCAUUAAAGAGACUGUAGAGAGUUUGAGAGACAAAGGGUUCAUCAGAUUCUGAGUUUCAUCCCACCCAAAAAAUUCAAACCAGAGCCAGACUUGGAUCUGUUUGUUUCUGAGUCCCAUGUUUCUUUUUAUUUAUUUGUUUGUGUUUAAUUUUCCUUAAUUCAAACAUGGGGUGUGUUGCUAUGAUACUGUCAACAUUUUUUUUCAUCAUUUUGAACUGAUGGGAUUAUGCUAUUUUCACAUUGGAAUUUGUAUUUGCAGGAAGUUUCCUUUUUUGAAGCGGUUACAAUAUAAUAUAGCAAAUCGUCAAAUUUAUUACC